GGAUGUAGAAUUAAUGAUAACAGACAUGGAAGAGAAUUUUAAUUUUAAAUACUUAGGUUUGUAGAACUGAUUUCGGAGCAGAUGGCCCACAAUCCGCCAUUAGAUUCGGGUAUUCUCAGAAGAAACCCCCAAGACGACUUCGAGCUUAUUCAACGCGUCGGGAGUGGCACCUAUGGAGAUGUUUACAAGGCAAGAAAUUUCAGUACUGGGGAGAUGGCAGCCAUCAAAGUUAUUAAACUGGAGCCAGGAGAUGACUUUGCCAUCAUACAACAGGAAAUUGUCAUGAUGAAGGACUGCAAACAUCCAAAUAUUGUGGCUUAUUUUGGAAGCUACUUGAGAAGAGAUAAAUUAUGGAUUGCUAUGGAGUACUGUGGAGGUGGCUCUAUGCAGGAUAUUUACCACGUAACGGGGCCUUUGGCAGAGCCACAGAUAGCUUUCAUUUGUCGAGAAACGCUAAAAGGUUUAAUGUAUCUACACAACAGAGGGAAAAUGCAUCGUGACAUAAAGGGUGCCAAUAUUUUGUUAACAGAUGAAGGGGACAUAAAGUUAGCUGACUUUGGUGUCUCGGCACAAAUAACUCAAACAAUGUGCAAAAGGAAAUCAUUUAUUGGGACGCCUUACUGGAUGGCCCCUGAGGUGGCAGCAGUUGAGAGGAAGGGAGGAUAUAAUCAGCAGUGUGAUAUAUGGGCAGUGGGAAUCACUGCUAUAGAGUUUGCCGAAUUACAGCCCCCAAUGUUUGAUCUUCAUCCAAUGAGGGCUUUAUUUUUGAUGUCCAAAAGUGGAUUCAAGCCACCACAGUUAAAGGACAAAAAUAAAUGGUCUCAGAUAUUCCAACAUUUUAUCAAAGUGGCACUCACAAAAAACCCCAAGAAGAGGCCCACAGCUGAUAAACUUUUAGAGCAUCCAUUUGUACAAAGUGAAUUCUUGAGUCGUAAUUCAACCCGGGAACUUCUAGACAAGGCUCGCAACCCUUCAGCUGGGGAUUUUGAUUUCACAGAGGAUGACGAUGGGGUUUUACAAAAUGCUCCUAGGAGAAUUUCAUCACAGAACUCAUCACAAAGCAGUAAUGCACGCAACAGCUUGGAGUUCCAAGUGAAUAACAUCCCAACAGAUCAUGAUGGGGACUUUAAAACAGCCAGCUCCUAUCUGGACGAUCCUGUAUCUGAAAUGGGCCUGUUGGAUUCUGUGAAUGAGGAGCUCAUUCAGAGGGGUCAUGAGAGCCAAACAUCAACCCCAGUGGAGGAUAUCCCGUUGUCAGAACAAUCAACUCUACAAAUUAAGCCACCUCCAAGAUUGCCAAAGCCAUUACCUGAGCUGCCGAAAGAUGAGAGGCCUGAGGACAGUGGUAGUCCCCGAUUUGAAGACAAUGGGCCAGACUUAGAUGCCAUUUUAGAUCGAGAACUGACUCUAGUACCUGGAUCUAGGCCACCCCAGAAGUCCGAGGACAAGCCACCAGAACUACCGCCAAAACUCAGCAGACGUCAGAAUGGUGUGCUGGACCUUGGGAGUGGAGGUGGUGGUAAUGUGACAGAGGAACCUCCACCUAUGGUACCUCGCAGAAAAGACAGAACCAGUAUGAAUCUUCUAAGUUAUGAGCUGAAUAAACCAGACAGGCCAGUCAGUAAUGGGCUCCCACCCACCCCUAAAGUCCAUAUGGGAGCUUGCUUUUCUAAAGUGUUCAAUGGCUGUCCAUUGCAAAUCAACUGUACAGCUAGCUGGGUACAUCCAGACACAAGAGAUCAGCAUAUACUAAUUGGUGCCAAUGAGGGGUUGUAUACUCUGAACCUCAAUGAGAUACAUGAAUCCAGUCUGGAACUGCUUCAUGCAAGGAGGUGUAUGUGGGUGUAUGUGAUAAAAGAUGUUCUCAUGACUCUAUCAGGGAAAACAACCUGUCUGUUUAGACACGACCUGAAAAUGCUUCACGGCAAGCAAGCAAAUAGACUGUCUCUCCCUAUGAACAAGAUUCCAGAGAAAUUAAUUCCAAGGAAGUUUAACCACACUACAAAAGUUCCUGACACAAAAGGGUGCACUCGCUGUUGUGUGGGGAGGAACCCUUAUAAUGGAUACCGGUACCUGUGUGGUGCCUUACCACACGGCAUUAUCCUCAUGCAGUGGUACGACCCUCUCAAUAAGUUCAUGCUUCUCAAGACUUUUGACUUAGACAGUAUGCCACCUCAGCCCUCGGUGUUUGAGAUGUUUAUUUCCCCUGAAUUAGAGUACCCCAUGGUCUGUAUGGGGGUCCGACAAAGCUCAACAGAAAUCAACCAGUUAAAGUUUGACAUCAUGAACCUUAAUUCCAGCUCCUUAUGGUUUACUGAGCAAAAUGACAAUGAGGAGCUGCUUCCAGUGGUGAAUGUUACACAAUUGGAGAAAGAGACCAUUCUAGUCUGUUAUGAUAGGUAUGUGAAGGUAGUGAAUAUUAAGGGAAAAUUAAAAUCGAGUAAAAAGCAGUCCUCAGAACUUCACUUUGACUUCAAGGUGGAAUCUUUAGUGUGUUUACAAGAUAGUGUUUUAGCAUUUCAUAAACAUGGAAUGCAAGGUCGAAGCUUUAAAGCCAAUGAAGUUACGCAAGAAAUAUGUGAUAGAACCCGAAAUUUCCGGUUACUGGGCUCAGACAGAGUCAUUCUUCUUGAAAGUAGGCCAACAGACAGUCCCAGUGCUGAAUCUAAUCUCUACGUCCUAGCUGGCCAUGAAAACAAUUUCUGAUUUAAAUGACUGUUUUAUGGUGAUGAUACUUGCUGAUCAAGAAGCUUCAUUUCCAGAUGGGAAAUUUGCUGCAUCUACUACUUGUAAAUUCCAUUUGAGACCAUAGAAAAUCAAAUUCAGAAUGACCCAGAAUCAUUCAAAUUCCUUUUAAUGUUUGCUCACAUGACCAUCAGGGUUGAUUAUAUUAUUUUCACAAUUUUCACAACGCAACCCUUGUUUAACCAGCAAGCUCCAAAAAGUAUUCAUCAAUUCUAACAGAAUACAGCUUGAAAUACAUGUUCCAAUCUACAUUUCUCAUAUCCUAGUGUACCGGGUACUUAUUGUACAGUUUAUCACUUGGUUUAAUCUGUGAUCUUUUCCUUCUGUAAACAUUGUACAUUUAUAUAAUAUUUUUAUUUCAGAUUUUUUUUAUAUAUAUUUCAUGCACUCUGUCUAGUGUUUAACAAAUAAGAAAAGAGAUUUUUUUUUGAAAGCACACAUCUCAAAACUGCUAAUAAAUUAUUUGUAAAACCAUACAGCAUAAAGUCAUUAGCUUAGAUUUAUUUACUGGACUGUUUUACCUAUUUGGGAAUGUCAUUGAGUCCUGUAAAUAUUUGGAAUAUAUCAAAUUAUGUACUGAGGUCUAUCAAUAGACUUAAGAUUCUGUAUAUAUUGAAAUAUACUUGUCAACUAUUGUCUUUAACAGUAUUAUAACUAAAUUAUUGUAAUUUCAAUUUUGAAAUCCACAUUCUGAACACAUGAACUGUUUUCUGGUGUUUGAUAUGGAAUUAUUCAUCCUCUCCUAUCUUUUUAAUGUAAUAUUUUUAGACAUGAAUCUUUGAGAGUGAAAAGAUAGAGGAAUUAUUUUUGUUCCAUAUGAUUUGAUCAAAGCUAUUUUUUUGUGAGAUGUGUUUUAAUAUUGGCAAAAAAAAUGUUGACUUUUGUAAUCUCUUUGCAAACAAGUCAGUUUUAUUAAGUAAAAAUUUAGGUGCCAAAUUUAUUAUAUAACACCUUGGUAUACUCACUUUGUGAAGUUAUGAAUAAUUUAAAUGGGCAUUACCCAAACACUUGAAAAUUGUGCAGUAAUGCAUUAUUUUGAAUAUGUUCUCACUUAUAGUCAUGCAGUUUGAUGGAAUUUUUAAAAAAAAAAUUCAUUGCAUGGUAAACUAUAUGAGCGUGAGUGUUUCUCCAAAUGUUAGGCAAAAAUUCUUAGCAAAAUAUGCUGUCAUGGACUCUAUUUAUAGAACAUCACACUGAAAUAUAUAUGUGAAUCAUCAUAUCUAACUGUAAAUACAUGUAAAAUCAGCAACAUUACUAUACUUGGAAGUAUUCUAAUGAACCAGAAUUAAUUUUUGUCAUAAGCCAUGCCAGUUAACCAUAUUAGUUACUAAUCCCCAAGGCCAGUGAAAUGAUGCACAUUCCUGGAGACAAGCAGGUGAAGUGUAAGCUUACAUUUAUACUGUGAUCUGACAAUACUUAGAAAUUGCACUGAAAUUUUGAAAAAUAAGUGUUUUUGUUUGUAAUAUGAUUACACAAUUUCUACAAAAAUGUUUUUAUUUAUGGAGAUGGAUGUUUUCAAGAUGAGGAAAUUUAGGGAUCUGUUUGAUCAUGAAGUUGAUAGAUAUUUUUAACAAAAUGCUUGUACAUGCACAAUGAACAUCUAUAAUAACUGAAGUCAAA
Saccostrea echinata is the source of this 4365-nucleotide messenger RNA. Its product is annotated as mitogen-activated protein kinase kinase kinase kinase 3-like. Gene Ontology annotation, biological process: protein phosphorylation. Lineage: Eukaryota; Metazoa; Mollusca; Bivalvia; Ostreida; Ostreidae. Gene Ontology annotation, molecular function: MAP kinase kinase kinase kinase activity; ATP binding. The record is from RefSeq and is a predicted model, not a curated record. The transcript is spliced from 32 exons. Bases 82 to 2706 code for a protein of 874 amino acids.